AUGGGUCCCAUUGGUGAAGAACUGUGUGAGCUGCUGCUUCUUGGAGUGUUCCAAAGAGCUGCAGUUGCAGCAAAGAAGUUGCCUCCCAAGCGUCCAGAGGAAGACAUAAAACCUUACUCCCUGUCAGAUCGAGAGUUUCUCAAGGAAGAAGUUGAACCGCCCUGGCCAUUCAACCAGUCUCGUUCCCUGAUCCGCUCUAGCAGCGUGGGGAAUUCCCCGGUACGGGGCUGCCUCAAACCUUUCCUGAACGAGCAGGAGCUGCUGAAGAACCUGCGCCUAUGCCCCCCGCACUCGACUGCCCACCUCCUGAUGAACGGGGAGCCCGGCGACCCCACGUCACAGAGGCGGAGAACAAGGAAGAGCCCUCCGAAGGAUGUCACGGUGGCUCAGAAGUGUUCUUACAGUCGCUUUGAGAACGGUGCCCCGAUUUUGGAAGACCGCAAGAAAAGAGCAAAUGACCUGAACAGCGUCCUCAGCUCCCCUAGGCAAGUUCAGGAAUCAGAAAGCCACAGGUCAGGUACCACCUCUACCACAUGUUCUCACCACCUAGAACCAGAUGCCCGUGGACAUUCGGAAGGUGUUGGCCAUCCUCCUGAAGAUUCCUCUUUCUCCAAGAUGGACCUCCAAACUCUUGCUGCUCCAAAGCGGACUAAAAGCCCUGAUGCUCCAGCUGCUGUAACAAACCUGUCCUCCAGUAACAGUGAACCGUGUAUGGACCACCUGUCUUGGAAGCAGAAGUGCUGUAGUCUGGCCAGAAGCCCAAAGCAGAUGAUGCCCACGUGGACAGUAGCAGGGGGACCCUAUGAAGCCAAAAGGAUCAGCCACAUGUACCUGCAUCGCAACACCAGACCUUGGUGAUGGGGAAUGGGGGUUGCUAAAAAUAGACAGCCUUGUCAGUCUGGAGAACAAUGAUGAAUCUCCUUAGCAAGAUAUCCUGCUGCUAAAGUGACUUGGACUGAACCAUUUAACCUGGAGCCCCCCAUUAAAAGGUUUGACUCCAGUGCCACUUCUGUCUCCCCCCACCCCACAGCUGCCUUGUAUCAAACCCGUUAGAAGCAAGUCAUUCAAUAUAGCCUUCUUGUUGACCUUGUA
Molecule: messenger RNA, 1092 nt
Organism: Sphaerodactylus townsendi
Lineage: Eukaryota; Metazoa; Chordata; Lepidosauria; Squamata; Sphaerodactylidae
Gene: ATAT1
Product: alpha tubulin acetyltransferase 1
Exons: 6
Coding region: 1-858 (285 amino acids)
Source: RefSeq, a predicted model, not a curated record